UGACAUAUAAACAAAAAAAGAAAAAAGAGAACGAAAAAAAAACUGCAGAAAAUUGUUGACAUUCGAUUUUUAUUGAAAAAAUCUGUAAAUUUAUUAAAAAACUAAUAUAAAACUUUCAAAUAGUUUGUGAAACACAUAAAAAUGGCAUCUUGCAUGUCAGAAAAGCAAUUACAACAAAAUAAUAAUGAAACCAUGGAUACAAGUGAUGACGAUGAUGAUGCCCUAAAAGAUUCAGAAUUAGAAGAGGAACCAGACAAGACGCAAUUACAACAGACAGAGGAAAAUUUUAAUUUCCCGAAUAGUAGCACUUGUUGGGUUUGCAAUGGUUAUUAUGGUCCCAAUUUCGGUGAACCUUUGUGCGGCACCUGUCAUGCCUUCUUAUACAAUACUGAACCGGCUGAAGAGCUGGAGACUACUAUAUCCGAUGAUGAAGAUUCCGGCAAUGAUGAGCCGCCAUUUAAAGAUAAAACCGAAGAAAAUGAUGACGAUGAUGAGCCGGAAGACGAGGUAGAUGAAGUGGAGGAAGACAGAGAUGUCAACGAUGAGGAUGUGGAAGAUGUGGUAGAUGAUGUGGAAUUGGAGGUGGACAACGAUAUGAUUGAAAUACCAGCUGUAGAGGUGGGAGUUAAUAUGGAAAAUGAUAAUGCUGAAAGAGCAUUACCACCGGCUUUGCCUUUAGAGCGCCCCAGACCCUCGGCACAACCUUCCUUGCCGCAAUUGAUGGAACUAUUAAGUGAACCACAUGCCAAUGCCUCGGAAAUGGCUACUGGCUCUGCCACGCAGGCGGUAAGACCCAACAAUAUAUUAUCUUUACCGGUGGAAAUUAUGGUUAUCAUCUUUUCCUAUUUGGAUGAUAUGUCCAUGUGGAAAGCCAGUGAGGUGUGCAAACAAUGGCAAAAUAUUAUUGCUCAAAAUACUUCCCAGCAAAUGUGGCGCAAAUAUUUCAAAGAACGUUGGCCACUCUUUCAAAGUUUAGUCGAGGUACACGAUUGGAUGAAACUCUAUGGUUCGUUGAUGUCUUCUUGCUUUUGUCGUUCGUGCCUGUUGCAAAUGGCUUUAAAAAGUCCACCACGUGGUCGUCAAAACGCCAUUCGUGCAAAUUUUCUACGUAAUGACUUUCGCCUGUUGAAUAGUUAUGCCACAGAGGGCAUAGAGGCUAUACCGCUAGAUAAGCAGAAUACAUACUGGCAGGCCAGUAUUCUGGGACCACCUGGUAGUCCUUAUGAAGGUGGUAAAUUUUUCAUAUAUAUAUUCUUUCCCGAAAGAUAUCCCAUGAUACCACCCACAGUGCGUUUUUUAACAAAAAUCUUACAUCCAAAUGUUUCACGACAUGGUGAUGUAGGUAUUGAUAUAUUCCAACAUAAUUGGUCAUUGGCUUUAAAUGUUUCCAAGGUUUUACUGUCUGUACAAAGUUUGUUAACUGAUCCAUAUACCGAGGUUUGCAUGGAACCCGAUUUAGGCUAUAUGUAUGAACACAAUCGUCCUCGCUUCGAGUCAUUGGCUAGAUCUUGGACUUGGAAAUUUGCUAUGUUUGAAUUAAUACCACCACGUUAAUUACAAAAUCGGUUUCUUAAGCACUUUAUACAAAAUUUAUUUGAUAUACAUUUUGAAUUGUCUUUUUUUUGUUGUUUUUACAAAUGCAUUGUUUUAUAUUCCCUAAGCUUUUUAAAAGUUUUUAUUUUAUUAUUAUUUUGAAAAAGAAAAUGAUUCCUUCUUUAGUUUUUCAUUUAAAUGAAAAGUAAAACCUUUUUUUUAUAAAACAUAAGUUACUAUUAUUUUAGUAUGUAUUAUAUAUCUUAUACGUUUAAAUUUUGUAUAUGU
Molecule: messenger RNA, 1821 nt
Organism: Lucilia cuprina (Australian sheep blowfly)
Lineage: Eukaryota; Metazoa; Arthropoda; Insecta; Diptera; Calliphoridae
Gene: morgue
Exons: 4
Coding region: 142-1554 (470 amino acids)
Molecular function (GO): protein binding
Source: RefSeq, a predicted model, not a curated record